Zygosaccharomyces rouxii is the source of this 906-nucleotide messenger RNA. RefSeq names its product Fe(2+) transporter (gene MRS4). NCBI's taxonomy places the organism in Eukaryota, Fungi, Ascomycota, Saccharomycetes, Saccharomycetales, Saccharomycetaceae. The transcript has a single exon. Gene Ontology annotation, molecular function: ferrous iron transmembrane transporter activity. The record is from RefSeq and is a predicted model, not a curated record. Bases 1 to 906 code for a protein of 301 amino acids. Gene Ontology annotation, biological process: iron import into the mitochondrion. Gene Ontology annotation, cellular component: mitochondrial membrane.
AUGAAUUCUCCUGAGUCGAUUGCAGCUGAAGAAAUAGAUUACGAAUCGCUUCCCCCUGAUGCACCAUUAUAUAGCCAAUUGAUGGCAGGCGCAUUUGCGGGUAUAAUGGAGCAUUCUGUAAUGUUCCCCAUAGACGCCUUAAAAACCCGUAUACAAUCAGCUACAGGAUCAAGUUCCAUCGGGAUGUUAGCGCAGAUUUCUAAAAUUUCUACAAUGGAAGGUUCUUUGGCACUUUGGAAGGGUGUCCAGUCUGUCAUAUUGGGUGCGGGUCCAGCACACGCGGUUUACUUCGCUACUUACGAAUUUACAAAGUCACAGUUAAUUGAUCGCCGAGAUUAUCAGACUCAUCAACCGUUGAAGACAGCGCUAAGUGGUACUGCUGCGACUGUGGCAGCUGAUUUUUUGAUGAACCCAUUCGAUACCAUAAAGCAGAGAAUGCAAUUAAAUACAGCGACUCCAAUGCAUAAGGUUGCCAAGGGAAUAUAUCAAAAGGAAGGUCUAGCGGCUUUUUACUACUCCUACCCAACGACAAUUGUGAUGAAUAUUCCAUUUGCAGCAAUGAAUUUUGUCAUUUACGAAUCUUCUACCAAAAUUUUUAAUCCAAGCAACGGUUAUAAUCCAUUAGUUCAUUGUCUUUGUGGUGGUAUAAGUGGUGCUGCAUGUGCUGCUAUAACAACACCACUGGAUUGCAUUAAAACUGUUUUACAAGUUAGAGGUAGUGAGAGUGUGUCACACGAGGUUCUUAGGAAGGCGGAUACCUUUACCAAGGCUACGAAGGCGAUUUAUCAACUACGUGGUUUAAAAGGUUUCCUACGUGGGUUAAAGCCAAGAAUUAUUGCAAAUAUGCCUGCCACAGCUAUUUCAUGGACCGCUUACGAAUGUGCCAAACAUUUCUUACUGGGGUGA